Racocetra persica is the source of this 1179-nucleotide messenger RNA. The record is from the annotation of a GenBank genome assembly. NCBI's taxonomy places the organism in Eukaryota, Fungi, Glomeromycota, Glomeromycetes, Diversisporales, Gigasporaceae.
UUUUUGAACGACUUCGAAAACAACAACUUAGAGAUGCCGUCGGACCUAUACACUUGGACGUUAGAACUAAUAAAUGUGACGACGGAGCAUUAUGAGUUCGAAGAUGAUAGGGCGAAAGUCCUCCGAGAAAAGCUUUCCCAAAAGCUAGCCCCCAUCAUUUUGCAGCAAUAUAAAGGAAGAAGUUCAUGCGAUGGAGUAUCAUUCGUUAAAGUAGAGCGAUACUUCAUUGCUUACCAACUAUUUCUUGAAAUCAAGAAUGAGCUGGGACUAGGUGGUUGUGACCCUACCGUUCAAGGCGCGAUUUAUUAUAAAGACCAUUGGACACAAUUAAGUUCAAUACAAAUCAGUGAAUGUUGUUGUGCCCCAUCCUUCAUAAUAGUAGUGGCGGGACCAUGGAUUUGUGUCCUCGGUUGUAUAUUUCUAUCCAAAGUGAUAGUCCAACCACUAACGGACUUUAUACCGUUAACCAUAGGCGUGGAAGACUUUGACCAAGUCGAAAGGAUCGUACGGCUUUUUUAUGCGUUGCAUCUUGCCAUUUGUAGAUUAGAAGAAUUCUACAAAGGCCUGGACAUGGUCGUAAAUGACCAAAAGUAUUUCCCCUACUUUAACCAUUAUAUAACUGAAGGGAAAAAAAUGAUCUCUUUCACAUAUCAUUAUCAAUUCGAAUCGGUAUUAGCCUGGAAGGCAGAAACAGUAGAUGGGCGUAUAGUCGUCGUUAAAUAUUUCCGUGAAUAUAACAUUGAAGCACAUGAAUUUUGUGCAAAAAAAAGUUUCGCGCCAAAAAUUUUGCACGUGGCCAAUCCCGAAGAACUCCGGAAGUUUUCAGUAGUCAUUACUGACUUCGUCCCCGGCACUAUUUUAAUUAAGAAAGACAAAAUUCACCCGAAGUUUUACCAAGGCAUUUAUGACAAUGUGGAGUCCAUUGUAAAUUUUUCACAUGAACAAAAUUUCGUGUGUGGUAAUCUUAGCCCUGCAAAUAUCAUAACAAAUGAAAAGAACGGAAAACCGGAAACAAUGUUGAUUUCAUUUGAUCGGUGUGGGAUUCAUCAGGUGAAUAAAUAUCCACCUUCAAUUAAAAAUAACAAUUUGCCAUCAGGAGUUGGUCCCGGGUCUUUGCUCGACAAUGCACAUGAUACAUAUUUCAUGACUGAAUUAUGGGCAUUCUUAAUGUCGGAAUAG